Cryphonectria parasitica EP155 is the source of this 2118-nucleotide messenger RNA. RefSeq lists its product as uncharacterized. The record is from RefSeq and is a predicted model, not a curated record. Gene Ontology annotation, cellular component: Sec62/Sec63 complex. The transcript is spliced from 4 exons. NCBI's taxonomy places the organism in Eukaryota, Fungi, Ascomycota, Sordariomycetes, Diaporthales, Cryphonectriaceae. The coding region runs from base 1 to 2118 and encodes 705 amino acids. Gene Ontology annotation, biological process: SRP-dependent cotranslational protein targeting to membrane; post-translational protein targeting to endoplasmic reticulum membrane. Gene Ontology annotation, molecular function: transmembrane protein transporter activity; RNA binding.
AUGAGUUCCGACUACACAUACGACGCCGAGGGCAACCUCUGGCCUUUCUUUGCAUUCACAGUCACGACGAUCGCGACGCUCCCUCUGACCUACGUCCUGACCAACAGCUGGUUCAGCGAUCCGUCCAAACAGUUCACAAGGAUCCAGUCCGACUACAGGCCCAAACAUGCCGACCUCGUUGAUGUACAACGCUCCAGGGACCGGAAGCAGAGCCGACGCCCGGUUCUGACUCUCUUUGUGAUCCUGGGCUGGGCUAUCAUGGUGUACACGGCGUACCUGAUUUACUACGUGGAGGUGCCGGUGGAGAAGCGGAUCUGGAACCCGUAUGAUAUACUGGGCAUCUCUGAGUCCGCUACCGAGAAAGUCAUCAAGCGCACCUACAAGAAGCUGUCGCUCAAGUUCCACCCCGACAAGAUCAGGCCCGACGCAUCCAAGAACGAGACAAUCGAGUCGCUAAACGACCGCUACGUGGACAUCUCCAAGGCCUAUCAGGCGUUGACGGACGAGGAGGUGCGCAACAACUAUCUCCUCUACGGUCACCCAGACGGACGUCAGGGUACGCAGAUCGGCAUCGCCUUGCCCAAGCUCAUGAUCUCGGACGGCAACGGCAAAUAUGUCGUGCUCGUUUACUUCCUGCUGUUCGGUGUUCUGCUGCCCUACCUGGUCGGUUCGUGGUGGUACGGUACCCAGGCUCGCUCCAAGGAGGGUGUCUUGGUGGAGAGCGCCAACAGCCUGUUCAAGGAGUACAAGCAGGACGCCGACGUCGGCGGCGUCAUCACGGCGCUUAGCACUGGCAAGGAGUUCGCCGAGGUGCUCAAGGGCGACAAGGCCGAUGCGGGACUGUCGAAGCUCGAGUCGCGUAUACUAGCGCCCGGUGAGGUGCAGCCUUUCGCUGGCGGCCUCUCGGUCAAGGACAAGGAGAAGCUGGAGGACCUCGACAAUGGCGUGCGGAGGAAGACGCUCGCCCUGCUAUGGGCCUACCUCGGCCGCGUUGAGCUGGACGAUGCGACGCUGGAGAAGCAGAAGUUUGAGGUUGCUCCCAUCGCUGAGUCCCUGAUCAAGUCUUUUAACGCCAUCACAACCGCGUACCAGAUCACUGCUCCUAUCCUCGCCUCCUUCCACGCCGGCCAGCGGAUCAUCCAGGCCUUGUCUCCCCAGGCGUCUCCUCUGCUCCAGCUCCCGUACCUCACUCCGGCUAUAGCCAAGGCUAUCGAUGGUGACUCCAAGGUGCCCACCACGGUGCAGAAGCUCAUGGACCAGCCAGAUGCGCAGCGGCGAAGGCUUGCUGUCGGGAAAGAUCUCCUCACCGAGGAGCAGUACCAGGCAGCGGUCAGCGUGGCGAAGCAGCUUCCUUACUUCCGUGUCGCAAAGGCCUUCUUCAAGGUGCAGGGCGAGCGCUUCAUUAUCCCCUCGUCUCUGGUCCAGCUCGUCGUCAAAGGUCGUAUCAUCCCGCCUGGUUCUGAGAAUGUGCCCGAGGUAAAUGCGCUCGACCUCGUCGAUGUGGAUCCCGCUGAAGACGACCUGGACGCCAUCCUUGGACGCAAGACGCGGACCAUCAAGGGAGACGACGGCAAGCCGGUCACAGUCGGAGAUGAUAAGCCCAUCUUGCCUCCGCUCGCCUUCGCCCCUUACUUUGGCCGCGAGCACUCUCCUCGGUGGCACGUGUUCCUGUCCGACUCGAAGCAAGGCAAGAUGGCUGUGCCGCCAUUCACGUUUCACACAUUCGACCAGCCCAUCUUUGAGGAAGACGGCAAGACGCCCACGUACAACAUGGUCAUGUUCAAGGCACAGUUCGCCGCGCCGCCCAGCCCCGGUCACUACACCUUUGUCAUGCACGUCGUGUGCGAUAGCUAUGUUGGCUUUGAUACCAAGAUGGAGGUCACCCUGGUAGUGGAGGACGCUGCUAAAGCGGCUAAGAUGCAGGAGGAGGAUGAAAUUAGCGAGCCUGACGAGGAUUCGAUAGCCGGCAUUAUGAACGCAGCCAAGGGCAACGCACCACCACCGCCCAAGAGAAAGCAGGCUCCUGCAAAGAAAGAUGACUCGGAAGAAGAGAGCGGCACGGAGGAGGAAGAGGAUGAUACAAGCGCUACUAAUACCGACACAGAGCCGGAGGACUGA